CUGCUCAAGCGACUUCGUCAACAGCCGCUGCUCCUCCGUUGCAGACAGAGCUGUCUAGCGCUAUGGAGGACGUUCGCUUAAGCUCCGCAUCACCACGAAGAAUUUGGGUGAAAUAUGGUGACAGCCAGCCAGUCAGUCUUGUCUUUGAUGGAGACAUAGUGGACGAUUUGAAAAAGGCUGUCAAGAAGGAGUUGUCAAAUAAGUUGGGUGAAGUUGAUGUUGAUGAGAUUAUUUUGAGAAGGCACGGCGAGGAAGAAGAUUUGGAUCCAGAACUAGCUGUAGAUGACAGCUUUAAAAACAGCUCAAAAACGCCUCUACUGGUUACUG
Paraglomus brasilianum is the source of this 327-nucleotide messenger RNA. The record is from the annotation of a GenBank genome assembly. Lineage: Eukaryota; Fungi; Glomeromycota; Glomeromycetes; Paraglomerales; Paraglomeraceae.